This is a messenger RNA of Drosophila suzukii, 914 nucleotides long. Lineage: Eukaryota; Metazoa; Arthropoda; Insecta; Diptera; Drosophilidae. The record is from RefSeq and is a predicted model, not a curated record.
UUCAAGUCUAUUUGUAUUAGAUAGCUUCAAAAAAAUAAAUAACUCCUGUGAAAAACAUAACAAUAGAAAACAAACAAAAAUGAACCAUGUGCCGAGUUCGGCACGCCUGCCCACGGAUCCCAGCAUUCUGAUGAACUGGGUGAAUGCCCUGAUUGAGAGCGACUUUCAUUCUCUGAAGGAUCUGCGCAGCGGUAUCGUCUGGUGUCGCCUGCUGGAGGCCCUAUUCCCGGUUCCAUUGACCUGACAGCCCCGAAAACCGACAGGUUGGGUUGGCUUCGGAACUACCGAUUGCUGAGGAGAACCCUGAGGAACUUGGGAACCGCCCAUUAAGGUGUCUGAAUUGGUCUCGGGGAAAGUAGGAGACACCAUUUACCUUCUGCACUUCUUCAUCAAUUUGUUCACUAUGAUUUUGGCUAAAAAAAUUAGACAGGUGAAGGCCAGAGAUAAAGCCUCGAGCACAAUAGAGACCGUUUUGCAGUGGUUCAAGAGCUUCUUUGUCAAGGAACGAGAGGAGCCAAAGAAGAAGUCCGCGGAUCAGCUCAAGGUGGAGUUUUAUCGCCAGGCCUUGCUGUUGCUAUUCGUACCGAUUCCGGAGGGUUAUAGGCCCGAUUCCUCUGAAGAAAGGGUGCGAGAUAUUGGAGGCAUAUCGGCAACAGAAGAACGUGGAUCACCUGAUCCUCCGAUCCUUGGUCCAAUCCUGCUUGCAGCUCCGGCGAGGCAGGCGACUGAUGGAGCGACUAUGGCUAGAGAGUCUCAAUGAGCAGUCCGCAAACUAGGUGUUUCAUCCACAGCCAUCCUCCACCAUCGCCUUCCACCUGCCACCUCUCGUUUUUUGCUUUUUCCUUCCGGCUGUCAGCUGUCCGACACUUAAUACACGUCUUAAUAAGGUUUCCCGUCCACAUCCAUUUGGUUCA